Messenger RNA from Polistes canadensis, 3237 nucleotides. RefSeq names its product microtubule-associated protein RP/EB family member 1 (gene Eb1). The transcript has 8 exons. Bases 255 to 1121 code for a protein of 288 amino acids. Gene Ontology annotation, biological process: spindle assembly; protein localization to microtubule plus-end; regulation of microtubule polymerization or depolymerization. NCBI's taxonomy places the organism in Eukaryota, Metazoa, Arthropoda, Insecta, Hymenoptera, Vespidae. Gene Ontology annotation, molecular function: microtubule plus-end binding. The record is from RefSeq and is a predicted model, not a curated record. Gene Ontology annotation, cellular component: microtubule organizing center; microtubule plus-end; spindle midzone.
UUUUUUUGACAUAAACUACAAAUUGUUGUUAGCGUAUGUUUCAUGAAGUUUUCCAUAACUUCUGAUAUAAGAUUAUUGAAUAUCCAUCUGAGUAUGAUCAAAAUCAAAGAUAAUUCAGUGGACGGUCCUUUCUAGAGAAACCGUUAGAAGAAUCCGUUGUGUUUCCGUUUGAACGAUCUAGUGCACAUCAGUCAUCUAAGUGCGCGGAACCACUCCCGGCUGGUCUUAACGUGUUACUACCGCGAGAUAACAAAAUGGCUGUAAAUGUGUAUGCAACAAAUGUGACCACCGAUAAUCUAAGUCGUCAUGACAUGUUGGCAUGGGUUAACGAUUGUCUGCAAUCAUCGUUUACCAAAAUUGAAGAAUUAUGUACAGGAGCUGUUUAUUGUCAAUUCAUGGAUAUGCUCUUUCCUGGAAGUGUACCUUUGAAGAGGGUAAAGUUCAGGACUAAUCUUGAACAUGAAUAUAUACAGAAUUUCAAAAUUCUUCAAGGUGGUUUCAAAAAGAUGAGCGUUGAUAAGAUAGUACCAAUUGACAAGCUGGUGAAAGGCAGGUUCCAAGACAACUUUGAAUUUUUACAAUGGUUCAAGAAGUUUUUUGAUGCUAAUUACUCAGGAGCAGAACCCUAUGAUGCGCUUGCUAUGCGAGGAGGUGAAGCCAUGGGUAGUGGUGGAAAUGCUGCACCACGUGGCUCUAAUGUGAAACGUCCUACACCUCGUGAAGUAAACCCAGCUAAACCUACCGCUCGUACUGGUGAUGGAACUCAAUCUGUACAGGCACCUAUUAUGAAGCCUUUGAACAAACCUAUGAAUAAAGCUCAAUCAUUCCGCCCUCAACAAAAGACCGGAACAGCAAAUCGUGGAGAUUCCGAAAAAGUAGAAGAGCUCAGUGCACAGCUUGUGGAGCUCAAAAUGUCAAUCGAUGGUUUAGAAAAAGAAAGAGAUUUCUACUUUGGAAAAUUACGUGACAUAGAAGUAAUAUGUCAAGAUUGUGAGAAUGGUGAUCCCCCUCCCAUUAUACAAAAAAUAUUAGACGUUCUAUAUGCAACAGAGGAUGGAUUUGCACCGCCAGAAGAAUUAGAGGGAGAUGGUUUGGCCCCUGACGAUGAAGAAGAGUAUUAACAUUUUUUUACUAUCAUAAAAACAAGGACACAGUAAAUCAUCCAAGUGCAUUCUCCUCCCUGUUUAUUAUAUCUGCGAGCCAGUAUCAGUACUCCUUGCAUAAUUAAUAAGUCCUUCUGUAUAGUUGUUCAAUCAUUUGUGCGUAAGUUUUGAAUUCACAAAUAUUUAUAUUUCACAUUUAUAUUUACAAAAGAAAUGAAAUUCACAAAUAUUUAUAUUUCACAUUUAUAUUUACAAAAGUAGCCUGAAUUGUGAUGUAACGAGCAUGUUAAUUGUUCAUUUUGUCUCUGUAAAGUGCAAAGUGCGUUUCUGUUUAUAAUUGCAUUCUACAUAUGUGUCGAUAAGCGUCGAAGCUUCUAUAUUUUGUUUUAUCAAAUGUCUAUAUUUUUAGAAUAUCAUGCUGUUAAUCCACAGUUAAAUGUUAAUAAUGUCACUCGAGGCAUCACUUCGUGUGCAAUUCAAGUGAAGAUUAAAGUCCAUUUUUUGAUGUGAGAUAGUGCUCUACGCUAAUUAUACCGAUGUUGAUUUUAAUUUUUGUAAUAUAACUGGAAUAUAUGUAAGAAAGUUUUAGUAUUUGUGGUGCAAGAUUUAAAAAAAAUAUAUCCUCGUGAUUCUUUCGUCAUUAACGAUGCGAUGGCACAAUACGCAUAAUUAAGAGAAAAGUUAAAUGUAAAAGAAAACUAAUCACAAACGAUAAAAACGAAAACGUAGAAUUAGUUGCAAGUUUUUUAAGAAAAACAUUCUUUUAUAUCAUAUUCUCCAUACUUAGGUUGAAAAUUAUCUAUUUACAUAUUAUUAAAUUUAAUUCUUACAACUUUAUUAUAUGCUAUACUUUUAUUAAUAACAUUUCAUGUAUAUCAUACGUUCUGAAAAUAAUUGAACAGUCCUCUUAAGUAAUUUUCUUGAUUCACUAACAUAAGUCAGAUUAAUGAAACGAACAUGUUUUACACGAUCUCACGUUGGACAAUAUACUAUUCAUCUUGAUGAUAAUAAUAAUAAUAAUAAUAAUAAUAUUCAUAUUAAUAAUUAAAAUAAUAAUAAUACUAAUAGAAAAUUCGCUAAACGCUUCUGGUGUUAAAUCUUCAUUGAUCGCAAGAGAUGUGGGUUUGUCAACUCACACAUUUUAUUUAUUUCAAUUAACGUAUCUAUGAUAAUAAUUAUUGUUAGAGCAAUGCACGUGAUUAAAAGAAAAACAAAAAAAGGACAUUACUCAUUGUCAAUGCUAAAUCAAAUCUUAUGGAAAAUUUUCAAUUGCGCACAAAGCGGUUUUGAAUAUUACAAUGGAUUUACCAUUUUUUUUAAUGCUACUAUGAGAUAGUUCUAUAUAUAAAACGAAAAAAAAAAUUAACAUGAUACAUAGUGUUUCUUAAGAAUAUAAAUUUGCAAAAUUAUGUGGUAAAAAAAUACUAGGAGUUGGAAGAUAACAAAAAUAUGUAUGAAAGGAUGAAAAGCAUGGAAGAUUAAUCAAACGCGUGUAUGAUGAUGGUAUGCAUCGUGUAGUACGUAUGCUCUUGCAAAUUUUAAAUUCAAUCUUCAAAGGGGAUUGAGAGAAAACGAAAUAGUUGGAAUUGGGUUUGUUAAAAAUUCUAUGUAAAAGAUUAAAAGACACCAAUGAUUUUUAAACGAUUAUCUUAAAAAGAAGAAGAAGAAAAAAGGAACUGAAGAAAUAUCCCGCCUAUAUCGUCGAAUUACAAUUAAAGAAAAUCAAUUAACAUUAUACGUACGACUUGCUCUGAAUAAUCUUUUCGAUAAAAGAUAUAGUUUUUUGUUUUUUUUUUUCAGCUUGCGCCUUAUUCAUUCGUAUAUGUAUAUGUGUACAACAAAGUUAUUAAAUAACACGGUUGUGCUUCGAAACUGCAUUCAACGAUCAUGUAAUAAACGUUUAAUAAAAUUAACAUGGGCGCUGUUACACGUAAUUUGUUUGCAAUUUUUCUAUUAAAAAGAAAAAAAAUGAAAAAAAAAAUUGUGCUUUAUCGUAUUGCUAUUGAUAAAGAGUCCGCUUUACAAUAUAUGAAGCUCGAUGAUGUAUCGAUACUCUCAUGUCAAAUAUACGAAGUACAUAUCCAUCUUUUUGCACAUUUCAAAUAUCAACAAAUAAAUAUUAUUCAUUAGGAUU